AUGGCAAGCAGUAACAAAUGGAAAGACGAAGUAAAUGUGACCUGUAAUAACUUAAAGGCAAAUAAUAUAGCAAAGAGAAGAAAACAGACUAUCCUUGGACAAAAUGUCUUUAAAAAGGAAAAACAGACAAAAGAUGAAGAGACAAAAGAUAACUCCUGGAGCGACAGCGACGCAAGAUGGCAGCCACCACGGGCUCGGACAAUUUAUGAAAACCGAAUAUACAGCCUUAAAAUAGAAUGUGGACCUAAAUACCCAGAAGCACCCCCCUUUGUAAGAUUUGUAACAAAAAUUAAUAUGAAUGGAGUUAAUAGUUCUAAUGGAGUGGUGGACCCAAGAGCCAUAUCAGUGCUAGCAAAAUGGCAGAAUUCAUAUAGCAUCAAAGUUGUCCUGCAAGAGCUUCGGCGCCUAAUGAUGUCUAAAGAAAAUAUGAAACUCCCUCAGCCUCCUGAAGGACAGUGUUACAGCAAUUAAUCAAAAAGAAAAACCACAGGCCCUCCCCUACCCCCCAUUCGAUUUAAGCAGUCUUCAUUUUCCACAGUAGUAAAUUUUCUAGAUACGUCUUGUAGACCUCAAAGUACUGGAAAGGAAGCUCCCAUUCAAAGGCAGUUUAUCUUAAGAUACUGUAAAUGAUACUAAUUUUUUGUCCAUUUGAAAUAUAUAAGUUGUGCUAU
Messenger RNA from Globicephala melas (long-finned pilot whale), 671 nucleotides. The record is from RefSeq and is a predicted model, not a curated record. NCBI's taxonomy places the organism in Eukaryota, Metazoa, Chordata, Mammalia, Artiodactyla, Delphinidae.